Molecule: messenger RNA, 2633 nt
Organism: Bactrocera tryoni
Lineage: Eukaryota; Metazoa; Arthropoda; Insecta; Diptera; Tephritidae
Product: larval cuticle protein 2-like
Exons: 2
Coding region: 1552-2031 (159 amino acids)
Cellular component (GO): chitin-based extracellular matrix
Molecular function (GO): structural constituent of chitin-based larval cuticle
Source: RefSeq, a predicted model, not a curated record
CUUCUAUAAUGCCACUUUGUUGUUCUUCAGCCGGGUAAUUGUUAUUUGAACUUCUUCAAGGUCGCGCAAUGGACGGUCUGUUCCAUUGUCAUCGAUUGGGGAAUCGGGUUCGCCUUCUCCUGGCGUUAUGCUUUGGCUGCCAUUCAGCAGGCUGGAGAAGUGUUUUAUCCUUAAUUUUAGUAUGCUCUGAGCAUAGGUUUCUAGAUUAUCUCUAAGGGUUAUACAAGAGUGUGCUCCAGUCUUGAAACCUUCUGUUAGUCGGGAACUUUUCAAUUGACCUGUUAACUUGACGAUAAUAUCUGAAUUAUAUACAUAGGUAUGUAAUAUACAUAUGAUGAGACUUCAGAAAACUUCUAUGUGCUCUGAAUAUUUUGUAUGAAACCAACUUUCCUUAUAAGAAUAUCAAUACCAAGUUAACGAUUAAGUUUAUGUCACGGCUUACUAUCACAGUGCUGGCGGUUAUUUUAUUUCUAUGUAAAAUUUCAGCGAUCAAUGACUAGCUUAGCUAUUUCUGUUUUCUAUUUUAUACUAGAAAGGCUUCAGACUCUAAAACCAUCUAGAAAGCGGAACUAGUAUUCGAGUAACUCAGUCGUGGAUACUAAAAUAUGCUUUGUAUGACCCUGAGCUCAUAGAUAGUUUGAAAAUCUAAAACUUGUUGAAUGAUGACAAAAGUACUUGAUUUACUGACAGACAGACAUACAUCACUUAAGCGUCUCUGAACUUUUUUCAGCACCUUCGAUUUCAUAACGUAGACGGCUUGAUUAACUGCUUUGUUCAUGGACUAUGGAAAUUAGCACAUGUGAGUGGAGUUAAUCUACGAAAUCAACCAAUUAAUGUAGAAUUAGUGAGUGACAGCGAUUUGCAUUUCAAAAUCAGUCAAGCAUUUCUUCUGGUAAAUAAAACAUAAAUGUCACAUAUUUUCAAAGUAAUUUCAAACAAAAUCUGAGAACUGGUUAAUUCUUAAAAGUAUAUGUGUUCCUCAAAUAUAUCAAAAAUAACGGUAAUUAUUUGUUCAUUAUUCUAUAUUUCACACCUUUCAUUUUCAUUUAUGAAUAAUCUUCACAUAUGGCUCUGAGCAACUUCAAACACUUUUGUAUGUAACAUCGUUGCCUGAUCUUCGGUUACUUGUUGCACCCAUAUAAUCGUACCAAACGAAAGAAAUAAAUUUAAAACGUUGUUUUGGGUUGUGGGCGCGGUUUACUGGCCUUGCGUCAGAUUUAUUGUCUUGUCACACGGCUUACCUACUGAACUACAUGUGUGGAUACCUGGGCAUCUUUCGUUGCGCAGAAGCGACGCGAGCAGCGGACGGAUGCGCCGAAAAGUAGUUUGUUUGUUUUAGAAAUAUUAUUUCAUUUUUGGUGAUGACAAGACUUACCGUUGGGACGCCAAUAAAUCUGUUGGCUGUUUCCAAACAGAGAGGUGAUACGCAUAAAUUGUCGAACUGCGCCACAAAACGAAACUAUCUCACGGUAUAAAUACCAAAGCGUCUUUGACCACUGAGCAUUCAUUUGUUUGAUUCCAACAAGCGAUUACCUGGAACUAAUUACAAAUAUGUUCAAAUAUUUUAUCUUCUUUGCUGCCGUCGGGCUCAGCCACAGCCUUACCACUUUUGGUCGAUCUGCCAGUAUCAGCAGCAGCAGCAGGAGCUCGCAUCCGAGUGGCGAUGAAGCUCACGCAGAAAUAAAGGCCAUGCGCUCCGAUGUGCGUCCAGAUGGUUUCGAGUACGCACUGGAGACCAGCAAUGGUAUUCAAUCUGCACAGUCGGGCGAUGCGAGCGGCAAUGUACAUGGCGAUUUCCAAUGGGUUUCACCUGAAGGUGAACAUGUGCAAAUCUCCUACAUUGCCGACGAGAACGGCUAUCAGCCAAAGAGUGAUCUUCUGCCAACCCCGCCUCCAAUUCCAGAGGCCAUUCUCCGAGCGCUCGAAUACAUACGCACUCAUCCACCUAAAGAGGAACCGAAGCGCCGUAUCUCAGCUCCUUCCACCUCCUAUAAGCCGCCCAAGAAGCCCACCCCUCGUCGCAAAUAUUAAGUGAGAGGUGCAAAGCACAAAAUGGUCAGCUCGAAUGCCCGAAGCAUUUGUACAAGAAAUAUUCUUGUAUUUGUGUAAAAGUCAAAUAUUAUUUCAAAAGAAAAUAUAUAAUUCACAAAAAAAUUCGAAGAAGAACUUAUUAUUAAGUGUUAUUAUUUACAUACAUACGUUUAUUAAUCAGUUAAUGAUAACUGCGAAGCAUGAAAGGGUAGAAUAAUUUUCAAGUUGAGCCUUAAAAUGCUUUGAUUAGUAGGUCAAGUUUUCAUCGCUUGUUCUGAUAACGGUUUGUUAGUAAAUAAAUGUACGUACUCGCAUACUUCUCUUUACAUUACACUUCUCAUUACCAACACUACUGAAAGAGACGUGAAUUCUCUUUUAAAUCAAGUCGGUCUCUCUUUUCCAUGAAAAUGUCUGUAGGGCCUUGGCUUAUGCUGCGUAACCGUACGAUUCUCAUUAUCUAUUGCUUUCAGCUGCUUACUGAAAUAUACUCUCUUAUAAGCUGACAUCUUAGCUUACAAGACACACAUUGAAGUUAGUAUUAGAGUUCAAUCAUUCAAAAUUCCUGUUGAUAGUUUUAAUUACUCCUGAUUUCUGUUCUAUUC